UUGCCGCAUCUUGCUACACUAGUAAAACAUACCGAUCCGCUAUGGCUUCGAACGAAAAGGAAGCAGUAAAACGUCCCCAAAAUGAUAAAAAGAAACAACCUAAAGCGUGUGCCGGUCGUGAGCUGCACGAACGAAUGAACUUUCUCUACCAAGCGUCCGUGCUGAUGUCGGACACGUGUCCGCAGCUUUCCGCCUCGUACGGAAAGCUAGCGAAAGCGAUCGGCAAAAAGGCUGUGCUGCGAAUGGAACCGGCGAUCAAACGCACCCUCUGUGUGCGGUGUGGCGUUCUGUUGAAUCCGGCCACCACCGCCGACAUUCACGACUUUCGCCACAAGCAACUGUGCUACGUGCAGGUAAACUGUAAGCUGUGCGGGUACUCGAAACGGUUCUACAACAGCAAAAACCAUCAGCUGUGGCUAGACAAUCCCAGUUCGAUCGUAGAGCGGAUAGAAUUUCAAGCACCAUCCAGCAGCUCGUAGAAGGGGGAACCACCGUAAGCGACGAUUGACCGCUGCGACCCAUGAAUUGUGAUAAUAAUAGAGGGAGAGAAAGACGUGUUUUUUUACAAAAAUA
Anopheles arabiensis is the source of this 573-nucleotide messenger RNA. RefSeq names its product ribonuclease P protein subunit p21 (gene Rpp21). The coding region runs from base 42 to 479 and encodes 145 amino acids. Gene Ontology annotation, biological process: tRNA processing. NCBI's taxonomy places the organism in Eukaryota, Metazoa, Arthropoda, Insecta, Diptera, Culicidae. The record is from RefSeq and is a predicted model, not a curated record. Gene Ontology annotation, cellular component: nucleolar ribonuclease P complex. The transcript has 2 exons.